CUCAACCUCUACAUCAAAUCCAUCUGCCACGACCGUUCUGUCGCCGUCUCCGUGUUGGGAUUCGGGUCGCGAUCCUCAUUCUAGCCUUCUGUUUCAUCGUUUAGCGCACACGACCUAUCGCGACUCUUAUCAAAAUGGCCCGCAUGGCGACCAAGAAGCGUGCCGCUGAAUCCGACUCGAGCGACGCCGAAGUUGCUCCCAAGGCAGUCAAGAGGUCGAAGAGCUCUGGAUCUGGCCCAGCUCCAGAUGGCAAGGAUGAUGAAGGACAUCCAUACUGGGAGCUCUCCAACAAGCGCCGGAUUGGCGUCUCUCAGUUCAAGAAGAUGAGCUUCAUCAACAUUCGAGAAUAUUACGACAAGGAUGGCAAGACUCUUCCCGGUAAGAAGGGUAUCUCCCUCUCCGUCGAUCAGUACAAUGCCCUCAUCAAGGCCAUUCCAGCUAUCAAUGCCGCCCUUCGCGCACAAGGCGAGAAAGUUGAGGAGCCCGAAGAUGAGGCCGAGAGCGCCCUCGUGCCCGUGGUGAAGCCCAAGAAGGAGCGGAAGAGAUCUCCCAAGGCCAACAUCGAGGCUACUAGUGAUGAAGAGGAAUGAUGUCGUAUUGGUUGAGGUUAUACCAGUGAGGAGAGUAUUGCAUCGAUACAUCGGGUCUGGAGUCAGGCGUUUUCGGUCGGAAGCCGGAUGAGUAUGGUUUUGUGAAGAAGUGCUGCCAAACCUCAUGUGAAAGAAGAUAUGAGUUAAUUCUGUCGGUGAGCCAAUUAGAAUGGACAGCAAGUCUACAAAGGC
This is a messenger RNA of Fusarium vanettenii 77-13-4, 782 nucleotides long. RefSeq lists its product as uncharacterized. Bases 135 to 590 code for a protein of 151 amino acids. The transcript has 3 exons. The record is from RefSeq and is a predicted model, not a curated record. Lineage: Eukaryota; Fungi; Ascomycota; Sordariomycetes; Hypocreales; Nectriaceae. Gene Ontology annotation, molecular function: DNA binding; transcription coactivator activity. Gene Ontology annotation, biological process: positive regulation of transcription initiation by RNA polymerase II.